AAAAAUAUCUUACAACCUCGUUUGCGCUCCCCGAGUAGAACCAUCACAAAUUGUGGUACCGUCACCAUCUUCUGGCGGCCAUUCAGAUAUAAUGUAUUAUUAUAUAAAUGUAUGUAUUAGUAUUUGCUUUAUAAAAAUACAUUUAUGUCUUUCAGAUAUAAUCCAAAGGCUGGGUGCCAUUGAGACCCGACUCACUGCCAUUAAAAAGUCCCUAACAGACAAAAUGCCAGAAAAGGCCGAGGUGCAGGCACAAAGCAAAUUAUUGCGCGAAAGCCGCGUCAUAGCGGCAAAGAUGCAUCAUUCGAUUAUCCGCAUCACCCGUGAUUUGGAGGCCGAACAUUACGUGGAGCUCGCUUCGAAACUGCCCAUGUCAUCGGAAGAGCACGUAUUAGUUUUAAGUUGUACGUAUUAGUUUUAAGUUGUAGAUA
Molecule: messenger RNA, 428 nt
Organism: Bactrocera tryoni
Lineage: Eukaryota; Metazoa; Arthropoda; Insecta; Diptera; Tephritidae
Exons: 2
Coding region: 92-412 (106 amino acids)
Source: RefSeq, a predicted model, not a curated record